Glycine soja is the source of this 816-nucleotide messenger RNA. Its product is annotated as protein MAIN-LIKE 2-like. NCBI's taxonomy places the organism in Eukaryota, Viridiplantae, Streptophyta, Magnoliopsida, Fabales, Fabaceae. The record is from RefSeq and is a predicted model, not a curated record. The transcript is spliced from 3 exons. The coding region runs from base 1 to 816 and encodes 271 amino acids.
AUGGACAAGUCGGAAGAACGUUCUUCCGCGCCUGUUGCAUCGGUCCAUUUCCUUCCCGCGGAAGAACCUUCUUCCGCUGCCAUCCGUGGAAGAACCUUCUUCCACGAGCCCACUACCUCAGCACGUAGGCAACGGGUUCCUGUGCCUGAGGACGUUACCCAGAGAGUCGAGGAUGUUCCUCAAUUGCCUGGGGAUGUACCUCAUGUGUCUGAUGGUUGGCCAGAGAUGACAGGCGUCGCCGAUGGUGUUGAGACAGAUCGAGUGGCUAGUGAUGGGAGCUUAGGGGCACCUGCUGAUCAUGAGGGGUUCCCCGGUGGGCCACGCUACCCAUUUGUUUUGAUAGGAUUUGCUGAUCAUGUGGCACACAGCAUAUGGAGUGGACAGGAACUACCCGAUCUCAAGUUGGUCUCCCAUGGUAGGAAAGUAGAUAAAUUUGGGAGACCGGCUGCUGAGAUCGAAGGUAUGAUUGCGGCCACCGGAUUGGAUCCACUGAUCAGGUGUUCUGUAAUCACCACUGAUCCUGGACUUAUAUUCGCCUUUGUUGAGAGGUGGCAUAGGGAGACGAGUAGCUUCCACCUCCCAGUAGGAGAGCUGAUGAUCACUCUAGACGACGUUUCGUCACUCCUGCACAUUCCAAUUACUAGCGCGCUGCAUUCAUUCGAGUCGUUGGUUACAUCUGACGUAGUGGCCCUGUUGACGGAGCUACUUAAGGUCAACCCAGACGAGGCUAUAGCUGAGACACGUCAGGCAGGUGGGCCUCAUGUUCGGUUGUCCUGGCUUCGGGACAUGUACCAGAGUAGGUGCCAGGCCAGGUAG